Molecule: messenger RNA, 1098 nt
Organism: Torulaspora globosa
Lineage: Eukaryota; Fungi; Ascomycota; Saccharomycetes; Saccharomycetales; Saccharomycetaceae
Gene: RCL1
Product: rRNA-processing endoribonuclease
Exons: 1
Coding region: 1-1098 (365 amino acids)
Biological process (GO): ribosome biogenesis; endonucleolytic cleavage of tricistronic rRNA transcript (SSU-rRNA, 5.8S rRNA, LSU-rRNA)
Cellular component (GO): nucleolus
Molecular function (GO): RNA endonuclease activity
Source: RefSeq, a predicted model, not a curated record
AUGUCAUCAAGAGGCUCAUAUGUUGUUUUUUCAGGCUCACAAAAUUUUAGACUGAGGCUCAUUUUAGCUACAUUAUCUGGCAAAGCAAUUAAGAUAGAAAAGAUUAGGUCUAAUGAACUGAAUCCCGGUUUGAAGGAUCACGAGGUCUCUUUCCUGAGACUUUUGGAGUCAGUCACGAACGGCAGCGCAAUCGAAAUCUCAUACACAGGUACAACCGUCAUAUAUAGACCUGGAAUCAUAGUGGGUGGAUCCGUUACGCACAACUGUCCGAAGGGAAAGCCCGUCGGAUACUUCGUGGAGCCCAUGCUGUACCUAGCUCCGUUUUCCAAGAAGAAAUUCUCCAUCAUAUUCAGAGGUUGUACUGCCUCCAGUGAGGAUGCUGGAAUCGAAGCUAUUAAAUGGGGUCUGAUGCCUGUCAUGGAAAAGUUCGGAGUGAGAGAGUGUGCUCUUCAUACUCUAAAAAGAGGGUCCCCACCCCUGGGGGGCGGCGAAGUACAUCUGAUCGUGGAUUCCCUCAUUGCUCAACCGCUGACAAUGCAUGAGUUGGACAGACCAACAAUUUCGUCGAUUAGAGGCGUCUCAUAUUCGACCAGGGUCAGUCCGUCCAUGGUGAAUAGAAUGAUAGAUGCAGCGAAAAAGGUACUGAAGAAAGUAGGAUGCGAAGUUAACAUUUCAGCUGACGUAUGGAGAGGCGAGAAUUCGGGGAAGAGCCCGGGAUGGGGUAUAACCCUUGUGGCAGAGACAAAGAAAGGUUGGUCUUUCUUCUCAGAACAGAUUGGUGGAGCUGGUGAUGUGCCAGAAGAUAUUGGGACUUUGGCCGCUUAUCAUCUCCUUGAAGAGGUCUCGAAGAGUGCUGCGGUUGGCAGAAAUCAAUUACCACUUGCGCUGGUGUACAUGGUGAUAGGAAAGGAAGAUAUUGGAAGACUGAGAAUAACUAGAGAACAAAUUGACGAGCGGCUAGUUGGGCUGCUGAGAGAUAUUAAAUUAGUGUUUGGAACUGAAGUCUUCCUAAGACCUGUUGAUCAUGAUAAUACGGAUGAUUUCAUUGCAACUAUUAAGGGAAUCGGUUUUACAAACACAAGCAAAAAGAUUGCUUGA